Molecule: messenger RNA, 1404 nt
Organism: Halteromyces radiatus
Lineage: Eukaryota; Fungi; Mucoromycota; Mucoromycetes; Mucorales; Cunninghamellaceae
Product: cAMP dependent protein kinase regulatory subunit
Exons: 3
Coding region: 80-1261 (393 amino acids)
Biological process (GO): regulation of protein phosphorylation
Cellular component (GO): cAMP-dependent protein kinase complex; nucleus
Molecular function (GO): cAMP-dependent protein kinase regulator activity
Source: RefSeq, a predicted model, not a curated record
ACCCAAUUUUCUUUUUUAUUUCUUUUUUUUUCAUAUAUUUAUUUCUAUAUAGGUUGUUUUAUUUUUUCACUAUUUGAUAAUGUCACACGAACAAGAUAUACAUCCUUUUGCUGUUCCAACUGAACAACGUCAUCAUUUCAAUUUGAACGAAUACGAAGGUUUACUAAACGAACUUAACCAACAAGUACGACAAAAACAACCUGAUGAUUUGUUACAGUUUUGCUCCUCUUUCUUUCUAAGAAAACUAGAAAAUGAACGUGCUCAACAUCGUGGUAUUGGUAUCUCUUCUGUAAAUAGUCCAUUUGGUCAUCAAGAUGAAUCCAUGUUUGAAGAAGACGAAUCUAGAGACGGUAUUAGUGAUCUUCAUACUAUUGCCAUGUCGACACUAAGUGGUCGUGGACGACGUACUUCAGUGAGCGCUGAGUCACUUCAACCUACAACAACACAUGAUUUUGUCAAGACAGUGGUACCAAAGACAGAUGAACAACGCGAACGUAUCCGUACAGCCAUUGGCAACAAUUUCUUAUUCAAGAAUUUAGAUGAAGAACAGUAUGUAGAUGUGGUGAAUGCCAUGGUGGAAAAACUGGUGAAUACUGGAUGCAAGGUGAUUGAACAAGGUGGAGUGGGCGACUAUUUUUACAUUGUAGAAUCGGGUACAUUGGACUGUCUGAUCAAUGGUGAAAAAGUGACGGAAUAUACCGCUGGGGGUAGUUUUGGUGAACUGGCGCUCAUGUAUAAUGCUCCACGUGCUGCUACCAUUGUGGCCACUUCUGACUGUGUACUCUGGGCUCUGGAUCGUGUGGCCUUCCGAAUGAUCUUGAUGGAAAACACGGCUCGAAAACGUCGUAUGUAUGAUCAAUUUUUGUCCGAAGUUCCUAUCUUCAAGUCCUUGGAACCCUAUGAACGUCAUAAGAUUGCUGAUGCGUUAGAACCUCUUCAAUUCGAAAAUGGUCAAGUCGUUAUCAAGGAAAACGAUGUUGGUGAAAACUUUUAUUUGAUUGAGAGUGGAAAUGCUAUCUUUUACAAAACUGCUCCUGAUGGUACUCAGCAAGAAGUCAAUCGAUUAUCAAAUGGUGAUUACUUUGGUGAAUUGGCCUUAUUGAAUGAUAAACCUCGUGCUGCCACUGUCGUUGCUGAUGGAAAACUGAAAUGCGUUACUUUAGGAAAAAAGGCAUUUACUCGGUUACUUGGUCCUGUCAUGGAUAUCCUUCAAAGAAACUCGGAGAACUAUCAUGCUAUUCUUAGACAAGCCAAUCAAUAAAUACUUUUUCUUCUCUUUAUUAUUAUUAUUAUUAUUAUUAUUAUUUUAUUAGGCUGUUUUCAUAGUUAGUUUAUAUGCUUCAUAUUCAAUUUUCUUUAUACACCGUUAGAUAAGUUCCUUCUUUUUACAUACUUGAAUAAAAA